This is a messenger RNA of Owenia fusiformis, 3643 nucleotides long. Lineage: Eukaryota; Metazoa; Annelida; Polychaeta; Sabellida; Oweniidae. The record is from the annotation of a GenBank genome assembly.
AAACUGCGCAAUAGCAAUAUACAUACAGUACAUCGCAAUAGCAAUACAAACAGUAUGAAGAAGAUAGUAGAUGAUGCAAAUAAAUAACACAAACAAACAUUAGGUCAAGAAAGACUUCAAUUAACCAAAAUGGGAGUGAGAAUCUAAACUGUUUAUUAGUGAUAAAUCGGUGAUCAGUGAACAUAUUAACAGAAGUAUGUGAAACAACAACACAAGAUCAAUAUAGACUUUGACCUGUUUACAAGUUAGCAUGUAUGCUCUAAAUGCUUAAUAAGGCUGUAAACAUUAAAAGUACGGUACACAUAUUGUUGAAAAAUAUUACAAAAUGGCAAAACUACACUUAACAUUGAAGCUGAAGAAAAACAAUAUUAAAUUCAUUGGACCAUUUCCUAAACCUGAGAAUUAUGAUACUCUCAAGGACUACCAAAUACCUACUUCUAUAUCAAAGAAUCAAGAACGCUUGUCAGAAUUUAUAAAAUAUGUAUCAUCAAAAGUAAAUGUGAAAAACAGAUACAUACCAGAUGAACUGGAAGAAAAUAAAGAAUAUAUAGAAAACAUUGUGAAGAAAGUAUGUUACGAUUUUGGCAAACACACACCAAAAUAUGAAGAUGAACCGAAUCUGAUAUUUGAAACAAACAGUUGUGCCAGACGUGGAAGCUCAUAUGAAGAGACUAAAAUUUUAUCUCCAAAUGAAUAUGACUUUAUUCCUAUCCUUACAUGGUCUGGUGAUGAAGCAGUCAAAGUAGAGAUGGUUGGAGUUAAUUGUGAGCUUGUGGAUCAGGGAUAUGGUUUCAUAAAUGUCAAAUAUGGAGAUCUCCAUAGUAGACUACCUGACUGGCAUUUUACAGCUAAUCCGCCAGGUGUGAACAAUCCUGGUUCUAGCAAACUGAACACAAAUUUUCUUUCAGUGCUGAAUCUUCGAAUGAAAUCCUAUCUAAGUGAGAGCAAUGAAUUGAAUUUCAUUGGUGAGAAAGAUCACAAAGUUGACCCUGAAUCUCCAUACCCACUAGGAAGUUUGAGCAUCCAUGAGGGUUAUCAUGCUACAAGUAUUUGGUUUAGAAUUGGUGCCCCGAUCUGCACAACUGACGUUGAUCUCUCGUUUGCAGUGGAGAAUAUGAAGAUUACACAAGGAAGGCGUGUUAUGGUGAGUGAACGCCGGAAAAUGGAAUGUUCAAGGUGUGAUGGGAGUCGAGGAGAAUCCCAUUGGACUGAAUCACUUAUUGAUCCAGGUCCUCAAGCAGACCCAGAUACUCAUACAUUAACAAGCAAUCACCUUCAUUUAUUCCUUGCAUUUAAGUAUGUAAAUCACAUGAUGAACAAAAUUCUUAAGAUAAAAACAGAUUCUUCCUCGUAUUCCUAUAAAAUGUUGCUGCUCCACCACCAGAAGGGUUGUAAGAAUGAUCAAGUGGGACAAUGCCUUGAGGAAAUAGUCAGCCGAUUCUUUACACAUGAAAGUCAAAUUGUCAACACCUGUGAGAGUCAAAGCGUAGACACAUAUGAGAGUCAAUGUGUAGACACACAUGAGAGUCAAUGUGUAGAAACACAUGAGAGUCAAUGUGAAGACACACAUGAGAGUCAAUGUGUAGCCACACAUGAGAGUCAAUGUGUAGACACACAUGAGAGUCAAUGUGAAGACACACAUGAGACUCAAUGUGAAGACACACAUGAGAGUCAAUGUGUAGACACACAUGAGAGUCAAUGUGUAGCCACACAUGAGAGUCAAUGUGUAGACACACAUGAGAGUCAAUGUGUAGACACACAUGAGAGUCAAAGUAUAGACACACAGGAGAGUCAAUAUGUAGACACACAAGAUAGUCAAUAUGUAGACACACAAGAGAGUCAGUGUGUAGAUACACAUGAGAGUCAAUGUGUAGACACACAUGAGAGUCCAUGUGUAGAUACACACAAGAGUCAAUGUGUAGACACACAUGAGAGUCAAUGUGGAGACACACAUGAGAGUCAAUAUGUAGACACACAAGAGAGUCAAUGUGUAGACACACAUGAGAGUCAAUGUGUAGACACACAUGAGAGUCCAUGUGUAGAUACACAUGAGAGUCAAUGUGUAGACACACAUGAGAGUCAAUGUGUAGAUACACAUGAGAGUCAAUGUGUAGACACACAUGAGAGUCAAUGUGUAGACACACAUGAGAGUCCAUGUGUAGAUACACACGAGAGUCAAUGUGUAGACACACAUGAGAGUCAAUGUGUAGAAACACAUGAGAGUCAAUGUGUAGACACACAUGAGAGUCAAUGUCAAUGUGUAGACACACAUGAGAGUCCAUGUGUAGAUACACACGAGAGUCAAUGUGUAGACACACAUGAGAGUCAAUGUGUAGAAACACAUGAGAGUCAAUGUGAAGACACACAUGAGACUCAAUGUGAAGACACACAUGAGAGUCAAUGUGAAGACACACAUGAGAGUCAAUGUGUAGACACACAUGAGAGUCAAUGUGUAGAAACACAUGAGAGUCAAUGUGAAGACACACAUGAGACUCAAUGUGAAGACACACAUGAAAGUCAAUGUGAAGACACACAUGAGAGUCAAUGUGUAGACACACAUGAGAGUCAAUGUGUAGACACCCAUGAGAGUCAAUGUGUAGAAACACAUGAGAGUCAAAGUGUAGACACAUCAAGUCAAUGUAAAGACACACGUGAGAGUGAGAGCCAAAGUGAAGACACACAUGGCAGUAAAAGUGAAGAUCUUGAUACUGAUAUUUAUACUAUUAAUACAAGCCAGUAUGAAAUACCAGAUAUAAAUUAUCCCAAGAGGAAGAUUAUACUUAAAAUCAGUAUUGAUGAAUGUACGGUAUUAUUAUGGAUUAUGCAACAUGUGAAACAUACCACUGAGACAUCCUGGUGGGACAUGCUUCUGCAGGAAGACCUCAAAGCAGAUGAUAUCAAAGAACCUGAUAUACUUCAUUCAUUGGUGGACACAUUGAAACAAAUUGAUACAUUUCAUUUCAACAGAGAACUCAAGAUCGGUUCAGUCCUUGAAGUAGAGUGGCUCCAUAAGGAUAACACUAAGACAGUAUUCAGAUUCAUUAAGGAAGUAGAUUCAGGUUCAGAUCCAGAUCUUACAGCCAUUAUGGACUCACUCCCAGAUCUGACAUCAGAUAUGUUCACUCUUCCAGAUGUAUCACCAAUUAUAGACUCUAUUGAUCAUCUAAUGGCCAAGUUAGACUCAAUCCCAGAUCUAUUUCUAGAUGGAAACUUUGAUUCUGAAUAAUAGAUAGUAACUAAGCUAAUCCAUGGGUCAGUUGGAUGUAAGCAACUAUGGUCCAGGGGACAGUUGCAUGUAAAUAACCAAGAUCCAGGGGAAGUUGUUUAUAAAUAAAUAAGGUCCAGGGGACAAUUUCAUGUAAAUAACUUACAUAAUCAGUAUACUUAAGGAAUAAAGGUUCAAGAUGAUAUAUGGUGCUAUAUAUGACUGAUCAUUAUUCUGAUCAUUGUUAGAAGACUGAAAUUGAAAUGAUGUUAAGCACAGCAUAUUUAUCAUAUAGAGUAUGACAACCCUAGAUUAAUAAAGGGAUUAAUACAGCUGUUAACAUAAUGCUCUUGAUGAUAGAUUAUGAGUUGUAUCUUCCAAGUAUUUACAUUAAAAAAAUAGUAAAAACUUUUAAUAACUUUUCUCAAGCACAAAAUU